Molecule: messenger RNA, 1085 nt
Organism: Notothenia coriiceps (black rockcod)
Lineage: Eukaryota; Metazoa; Chordata; Actinopteri; Perciformes; Nototheniidae
Product: protein NLRC5-like
Exons: 8
Coding region: 460-942 (160 amino acids)
Biological process (GO): positive regulation of MHC class II biosynthetic process; positive regulation of transcription by RNA polymerase II; positive regulation of MHC class I biosynthetic process
Source: RefSeq, a predicted model, not a curated record
ACAUCCUACAUUCGCAUUUCUUUUGUGUAUUGGUUUCUCAGAUUCAGUCUUAAAACUCGUUGGACGACAAAAACAGACCAGAGGACAGUCUUUACUGACUCCCUGCACCAGUAUGUAUGUGGUCUGGCUUCCCCGUGCUGCACUGAAGCCUUAGUUGAAGUUGCCAGGACCUCUGGUGGAUCAGGAGGCCAGAGUUGGGUCCAAAAGCGUCAAAAACUCGUUCUGAAACUGCUAAAAAACCUUUGUCAAAGCAACACCCUGACUGGACCAAAGAUAUUGGACCUUUGCCACUGUGUCCAAGAGAGUCAGGACCACCAACUGGCUAAGCAGGCUUUGGAUGGGAGAUCCACCCUGGAGCUGCGCAACAUCCGGCUAUUACCUACGGAUAUUGAUGCUUUAGCUUUUGUAGUUAGCUCAGCAGAGGGUAAUGGCAUUGGAUUGGACUUUGGAGCUUGCUCAAUGGAGUUGGAGUGUUUCGAUGUCCUGCCAAGGUGUCGGUACAUUCACUCCCUCAGUUUCCGCAGCCGCAAGUAUGGAGACAAGUUUGCUGAGAAGUUGUCCUCCAUUCUGCCAAAUUUCACAACCCUGAGAAAACUGGAGUUUUGUUGUGCCAGUCUGACUGCCACAGGAGCGGCUAGUUUGGUCUCUGCUCUCCAAGACUGUCCAGACAUCACUGAAAUCAAUCUGAGCGACAACAAUCUUAAAGACGAAGGGAUCAAACAUGUAGCUGAUAUAUUUCCUAAACCACUAAGACUGAUCUCUGUAAAGCUGGGUCGAAACAACAGCUCUCUGGAAGCAGUGGACUAUCUCAUCGGCAAAAUGUCUUCAUGUUUGAACUUCCAGAACUUUAACGCAGAUGGGAUGAAGGAAUUGACAGUAACUUUCUCCCAAACCUCAGAUUUGAACCGCCAUAAAACUAAGUCUGAACCGAUAAUCAGGUAGGACAAUAACGCUCUUAUCAAAUACUCACUCCUUUCCAGAUUUUUACUAGCAUAGCCAGCUUCCUUGAAGACCUUUGCUCCCCCCCUUUGAAUGAGGUGCUAUAACCUGAUUGUAAUUUUUUACAAUCUUGAUCAGAAACAACC